GCUCAUCGCACAGAGCCUGACAGCAGGUGGCCCGUCAGUCAGUGAGGAGGAGAACACGCAGCAUCAUGGCACCACUUGGUCUAAAAGCCAUUGUCGGAGAAAAGAUAAUGAAUGAUGUCAUCAAAAAGGCACGAGAAAAAGGAAAAUGGAAGGUGCUGGUGGUGGACAGACUGAGUAUGAGGAUGAUUUCCUCGUGCUGUAAGAUGACAGACAUCAUGUCCGAGGGAAUCACAAUUGUAGAAGAUAUAGGCAAGCGGCGUGAGCCUCUCCCCAGCAUGGAGGCCAUCUACCUGAUCACCCCCUCAGACGAGUCUGUCGAGGGUCUGAUCGAUGACUUCAGAGACCCCCAGUCUCCAAGGUACCGAGGGGCUCACGUCUUCUUCACUGACACGAUCCCAGACUCUCUGUUUGGACUGCUGACCAAAUCCCGCGCCUCCAAAGCCAUGAAGGCGUUGACUGAGAUCCACGUGGCCUUUCUGCCCUACGAGUCUCAGGUCUUCUCUCUGGACAAAGCUGAUGCCUUUCAGGACUUCUACAGCCCCUUCAAGGCUGACGUGAAGAACAACAUGCUGGAGCGCUGUGCUGAGCAGAUGGCCACCCUGUGUGUCACGCUCAAAGAGUACCCUGGAGUCCGCUACAGAGGGGAUUACAAAGACUGUGCAGUCCUGGCUCAGAUGCUUCAGGAGAAGCUCGACGGCUACAAGGCUGAUGACCCUACCAUGGGAGAGGGUCCAGACAAGUCUCGUACUCAGCUGCUCAUUUUGGACCGUAGCUUUGAUCCCGUGACACCCAUCCUGCAUGAGCUCACCCUUCAGGCCAUGUCCUACGACCUGCUGGGCAUCGAGAACGACGUGUACAGUUUUGAGACCAGUGGGAUGGGAGAGACGAGGACAAAGGAGGUCUUGCUAGAUGAGGAUGAUGACCUGUGGCUGACUCUGAGACACAAACACAUCGCAGAAGUGUCAACGGCUGUGACUCGCUCUCUGAAAGAAUUCUCUGCCAGCAAGAAGAUGAACACUGGAGAAAAGACCACCAUGAAGGAACUGGCUCAGAUGCUGAAGAAGAUGCCUCAGUAUCAGAAAGAGCUCAGCAAGUAUUCAACCCAUCUGCAUUUGGCUGAAGACUGUAUGAACCGCUACCAGGGCACUGUGGACAAACUCUGUCGUAUAGAGCAGGAUCUGGCGAUGGGCAUAGAUGCAGAGGGGGAGAAGAUCAAGGAUCCCAUGAGGCUCAUUGUACCCAUUCUACUGGAUGCCAACGUCACUGUGUCGGACAAAAUCCGCAUUAUCCUGCUCUACAUUUUCCUUAAGAAUGGUGUGACUGAGGAGAACCUCUGUAAACUCCUUCAGCAUGCUAACAUCCCACCAGAGGACAGUGACAUCAUUUCCAACAUGGCCCACUUGGGCAUUCCCAUUGUCUCUGAGGUGAUCGUGAAGAAAGCCAAGAAGCCGGAUCGUAAGGAGCGAGUCAGUGAGCAGACCUACCAGCUGUCCCGCUGGACGCCUCUGGUCAAGGACCUCAUUGAGGAUGCCAUUGAGGAAAAACUUGACCCGAAGCAGUACCCGUACAUCUCCCAGCGACAAGCAUCUUCCAAAACCAGCGCUCCAUCAAGUGCUCGCUAUGGUAACUGGCAUAAGAACAGGGGCCCCACAGAGAUGAAGACAGGGCCCAGGAUCAUCGUUUUCAUUAUUGGAGGGAUGACGUACAGUGAGAUGCGCUGUGUGUAUGAGGUCACACAGGCCAAUGGGAAGUGGGAGGCUGUGAUCGGUUCCACCCAUAUUCUGACCCCCCCGAAGUAUCUAAAGGAACUACAGCACCCAGACUUCCUUGACCCCAACGCCCCUCCAGAGGGCACAGAGGGCCCAGAGGGCCCAGAGGAGCCGCCUGCAGAAUGAAAACACAUUUGGAAGAUCCCUGCAUCUUCACCCCUUCUCGCCUUCUGAAAGCCCUCAAAGACUUGGAGCAGUGGUCAGUCAUCAGCCCUCAGCAGAAACAACAGACCCCCCCAGCAUGAUGCAUCACAUACAUGUUGUUUA
This is a messenger RNA of Trematomus bernacchii (emerald rockcod), 2036 nucleotides long. RefSeq names its product syntaxin binding protein 1b (gene stxbp1b). Gene Ontology annotation, cellular component: plasma membrane; secretory granule. NCBI's taxonomy places the organism in Eukaryota, Metazoa, Chordata, Actinopteri, Perciformes, Nototheniidae. Gene Ontology annotation, biological process: vesicle-mediated transport; intracellular protein transport; neurotransmitter secretion. Bases 66 to 1895 code for a protein of 609 amino acids. The record is from RefSeq and is a predicted model, not a curated record. Gene Ontology annotation, molecular function: syntaxin binding. The transcript is spliced from 20 exons.